Messenger RNA from Alosa alosa (allis shad), 1306 nucleotides. RefSeq names its product fibroblast growth factor 19 (gene fgf19). The record is from RefSeq and is a predicted model, not a curated record. Gene Ontology annotation, molecular function: growth factor activity; fibroblast growth factor receptor binding. Lineage: Eukaryota; Metazoa; Chordata; Actinopteri; Clupeiformes; Clupeidae. The transcript is spliced from 3 exons. Gene Ontology annotation, biological process: positive regulation of protein phosphorylation; regulation of cell migration; cell differentiation. Gene Ontology annotation, cellular component: cytoplasm. Bases 44 to 691 code for a protein of 215 amino acids.
GCAGUUAACUUAAGUUAAUUACAUUUCUAGGGAUUCCUCAGUAAUGCAAAUGAUGAUGUCCUUAACACUGUGCUGUAUUAAUAUUAUUCAGGCAUUGACUGUAAUGUCAAUCCCCUUGCCUGACUCCGGACCGCAUUUGGGAAAUGACUGGACACAGCCUAUCAGGCUAAAGCAUCUAUAUGCUGCCAGAGAUGGACUUCAUCUUCAAAUUAGAAGGGAUGGAAGAGUGGAUGGAUCCCCUCAACAAAGUGCUCUCAGCUUGAUGGAAAUACGUCCAGUUGAUAACGGCUGCGUGGCCAUCAAAGGAAUAGCAAGUUCUAAGUUCUUGUGCUUGGAGAGAGAAGGAAAAUUGUACGGAUCUUACAGUUAUGUGAGAGAUGACUGCACUUUUGUUGAGCAGAUUCUUCCAGAUGGAUACAACAUCUACAUUUCCAGCAAGCAUGGCACCCUGUUAAGCCUGGGUGUGAGGACCAGCAGCCAGGUCCAUGGUCAUGAAAAGGGUCUCAACACUCAUGCUCAGUUCUUGCCCAUGAGCAAUAAUUUGAAACAUACACAAAUCUACCACCGUGACUCAGUCCCUCUCUCUGAGCACCAUCAGGACACCCCAUUACACCUGCAAAUAGACAGCAUGGACCCUUUUGGAAAGGUUUCUCAGAUCUACAUACAAAGCCCCAGUUUCAACAAAAGAUGACCACUCCUUCAAAGAAUGUUCGAGCAUUCCAAAUAAGGACAAUGGAAGCCAAUAAGUGCUCUGAUUCAGAUAAAAACAGGUCUGGACCAAAGUAGCGCUCUAGAAUCUUUGGUCUGGACUGAGAACAUUCCAGUUGGGCAUUUGAAUAUUGCAGACUGGGACACAACUCCAAGUGAAUGACUCCAGUGUGUUGAUAUUAGCUUGGAUUUUAAGACAGAGAUCUUUUCACAGGGUUUUUACUGUAUUUUGUUGUUAUUUUUCUCCUAAUAAGCUUCAUAGAGUAAAUUCCCAUUAUUUCCGCAUGUAAUGAGCAGUUAGUCAACUGUUUGUUGUCUGAUUAUUUGUUCUUAUACAUUUUGUAAGCCUGAAAAUUUGUGAGCAUUCUUGGUCUGAGACCAUCCAUUGAUUGAGAUGUAGGCCUUGUGCAUGUUUGAUGGAUGUUAUGUUAAGAUGUAUUAUUUUCAAAAAUACAUGGUCACAUGGUUCAUAUUUGUGAAACACUUCAACAUUUUACAUAUUUAAAGGUUCAGUCUGCAAUUCCAAUCUAAUAGGCCUAUGUUUUUUGUCAGAUUGUUCCUAAUAUCCUCUAUAGUACGUUCUGUGAAUGUCUGCUAA